Molecule: messenger RNA, 7780 nt
Organism: Melanotaenia boesemani (Boeseman's rainbowfish)
Lineage: Eukaryota; Metazoa; Chordata; Actinopteri; Atheriniformes; Melanotaeniidae
Gene: tnr
Product: tenascin R (restrictin, janusin)
Exons: 31
Coding region: 349-4512 (1387 amino acids)
Molecular function (GO): protein binding
Source: RefSeq, a predicted model, not a curated record
GGAGAGAGCGCGUCUGAGUCCUGAGGACACAGCGGGAACACGUACCACUUGGCUGAGAGAUCAAUGCACUUACGUGGAGCUGCACAGGAAGCUUGAGCAGCCCGCAGGAAGUCCGUGCACAGCCACAGAGAGAGGGAAAAGACCAAGAGGGAGGAGGACUGCCCGAGUCAGACUGGAAAGGUUUCAGCUGGUCACUCAGAGCAGUAGAGACCACGAGACCAAGACUAAAACGACCAAUUUCAGCACUCUCAAGGCAGGUACGAAGUCACAGAGAGAGGCUGGUCACAAGACAACAAAGUCCUCACAGAACGGUGUUUGUGAACAAUAAGGGGGAGGCUUGUUCCCAGCAUGCCACUGGUACAACAGCAUCACUGGGCCACUGUGCCCACAAAAAGCUGGAUCCUAGCUUUGGCUCUGCUUCUUGCUCUUCAGGGUGCUGCUCGUGCUGCUCCAUCAGGAGACAAUAAACUGGUUCGAACCAGCAGAGUGAAGCGGCAGACCCCUGUGGGGGAUCAGUCUCCCUAUGCUUCCUCAGUCAACCAGACCCUGCGGGAGCAACCUCUGGUGUUUAACCAUGUCUAUAACAUCAAUGUACCCUUGGAGUCACUGUGCUCUGUUGAUCUGGAUGCCUCUAUACCACCAGGGUCAGGUGACGAGUCUCGUGCUGAGUUGGGAUCCAGACCUUCAGUGGAGGAGCCACUAGAUCCAACCGGACCAACAGAAUUCACAGAGCAAACGCUAGAUGCUGACAGCCAGGUAACAUUCACACACCGCAUCAACAUCCCAAAGGCAGCGUGCGGUUGUCCAACAACAACAACAACAAUUCAGCAGCUCGCCACCAGAGUGGAGAUGUUGGAGAGAGAGGUUUCCCUGCUCAGAGCUCAGUGUGGAUCUGGAUGCUGUGGGGAGAGUUCAGCCUUGGGCCGUUUGGACUUUGUCCCUGGCUGCAGUGGCCAUGGAAGCUUCAGCUUUGACCUGUGCGGCUGCAUCUGUGAGGAAGGUUGGACCGGCAAAAACUGCUCCGAGCCUCGUUGCCCAAAUGACUGCUCUGGUCAGGGAGUGUGUAUUGAAGGAGAAUGUGUGUGUGACCGUGACUUUGGAGGCGACAACUGCUCAGAGCCGCGCUGUCCAGCGGACUGUUCAGGCCGCGGUUUGUGUAUUGACGGGGAGUGCGUGUGCGAGGAGUCCUUCACGGGUGAAGACUGCAUGGUUGGAAGGUGUCUGAACGACUGCUCGGAUCAGGGGCUUUGCAUCAACGGGACGUGCCAGUGCAGACCUGGCUAUGUUGGAGAAGAUUGCUCACUGGUUUACUGUGCCAACAACUGCAGCAAGAAAGGAGUCUGCAAGGAGGGAUUCUGUGUCUGCCAGGAUGGCUUUGCUGGAGAUGACUGUAACUCUGUGGCGCCUGCCAUGAACUUGAACGUACGAGGAGUGACCGAUCGUACCAUUGAUCUGGAGUGGGAAGGGUCUGUUGUGCUGACAGAUUUCUUAGUGACCUACACACCAAGCAGCCCGGGAGGUGUGCAGCUAGAGAUAAGGAUUCCAGGCAAUACCACCACCUGCACUGUCACAGGGCUGGAAGCAGGCAUAGAGUACAACAUCAAUGUGUUUGCUGUCAUUAACAACACAAUCAGUGUCCCAGCAAGUAUUACUGUUUGGACCUAUCUCUCCAAUCCAGAUGGUUUAGUUUUCAAAUCCAUCACAGAGACGUCGGUGGAGGUCCAGUGGAAACCCUUCUACUAUUCCUUUGAUGGAUGGGAGAUAAGCUUCAUCCCCAAGGACAAUGAUGGGGGGAUGACUACACAGCUGCCCAGCACUAUCACUUCAUUUGUGCAAACUGGUUUGAGGCCAGGGGAGGAGUAUACAGUUAACCUGGUAGCUCUCCGAGACCAGGGCAGAAGCCAACCUGUCACUGCUACUUUCACAACAUUGAUUGAUGGCCCCACUCAGCUGAUUGUGCGAGAUGUGUCAGACACUGUGGCAUUUGUGGAGUGGACGCCACCGAAAGCAAAGAUCGAUCAGAUUGUGUUGCGUUAUGGCCUUGUGGGAGGAGAGGGGCCGAGAACAACCUUUCGUCUCCAGCCCUCACUUAGUCAGUACUCUCUUCAGGUUCUGCGUCCUGGCUCACGGUAUGAGGUGUCUGUGAGCGGAGUUAGAAAGGGAAAUGAGAGCGGAUCUAUUUCCACUGAAUUUACUACCGCUUUAUCGUUCUUCUCAGAGAUCGAUGCCCCCAAGAACUUGCGGCUUGUGUCCAAGACCUCCACCACCCUCGAGCUUGAAUGGGAUAACAGUGAGGCUGAGGUGGAGGGCUACCAGGUGGUGUACAGCACUUUAGCAGGAGAUCAGUACGAUAAAGUCAUUGUACCACGCAACGAGGGUGGCACCACUAAGACUACACUCACAGAUCUGCUGCCAGGCACAGAAUACGGCAUUGGCAUUUCUGCUAUGAAAGGAAGCAACCAGAGUACACCAGCAACAAUGAACGCUAGGACAGGUCUGGAUGUACCCAUGGACCUAACUGUGACAGCAUCUACAGACAACACCAUCACUCUGGUGUGGGGUAUCGUCCAGGGUCCAAUCGACCAUUACAAAGUCACCUACACAUCAUCUUCUGGCAUCACUUCUGAGCUAACAGUCCCCAAAGAUGUAGCCACCACCACUCUGGCAGACCUUGAGCCUGGAACUGAGUACACCAUCACUGUAGCAGCAAGAAGAGGAAGGCAGCAGAGCACUGCAGCAACCAUAGACGCCUUCACGGGAAUCAGGCCUGUAACCCACCUCUACUUGUCAGAGGUGACUUCAGACUCAGUGUCAGUGGUGUGGAACGCUCCAGCACCCCCCGCUGACCUCUUCAUUCUGAGCUACAGCUCUGCUGAUGGGACCGACACAUCUAAAGUGACCCUGGAAGGCUCCAAGACGAGGUCAUUGGUCCUGGGCUUGCUGCCAUCCACUCACUACACCGUCAGUCUAAUCACAAUACAGGGGGACGUUACCUCUGAGCCCAUUACCGCAUCACUCACCACAGGGAUGGACCCACCAAAAGAGAUGACAGUGUCAGAAGUCACAGAAGAUGCAGUGACUAUCUCUUGGAUCAAACCACUGGCUCCGUUUGAGUACUACAAGCUCUCCUACCAGUCGGCUAGAGGUCGAGUGGACAUUAUGAUGAUUGACAGCGACGUCACAAACUACACCUUGUCAAGUCUGUUUCCUGCCACAGAGUACGAGAUCAGCCUCAAUGCUGUCAGAGGGAGUCAGGAGAGCAAAGUCGUCAGCACUUCUGUUUUCACAGCGAUGGACAUGCCUGCCGAGUUGACAGCCCUCAACAUCACUCCACAAGGAGCCUUACUGAGGUGGACUCCUCCCCUGUCCAAUGUCGACAAUUAUGUGCUGACUGUCACACACAACCAAGUGACAGCUGAUACCUUCCUGGUGGAAGGCAACAAGCAGGAGCACCAGCUGUCCAACCUCAAGCCAAGCACCACCUACUCUGUAGCCCUCUAUGCUACCAAAGGCCCCCUCACAAGUGGCACUGUUAUCACCAACCUCCAAACACCCAUGGAUGCACCAGUGAAUCUGACAGCCAGUGAGGUGAACCAUCGCAGCGCUCUUAUUUCAUGGCAGCCGCCAGUAGCAGAAAUUGACAACUACAUGCUCACCUACAAGUCAUCUGAUGGCAGCCGUAAAGAGCUGAUCCUUGAUGCAGAGGACACAUGGAUUCGACUAGAAGGAUUGGCUGAGACUACAGAGUACACUGUCAAGCUCCAGGCUGCAAGAGGACUUGAUACCAGCGCUGUGGUUUCCACUACUUUUACUACAGGGAGUCGUCUGUUUGCAACACCUCAGAACUGUGCCCAACACCUGCUGAACGGAGAGUCUCUGAGCGGCGUCUACACCAUUUACAUCAACAGGGAUCCGAGCCAGGGUGUACAGGUGUACUGUGACAUGACCACAGAUGAAGGAGGCUGGAUUGUUUUCCAGCGCCGUCAGAAUGGUCUGACAGACUUCUCCAGGAAGUGGAGUGAUUAUCGCGUUGGAUUUGGAAAUCUAGAGGAUGAGUUCUGGCUUGGUCUUGACAACAUCCAAAGGAUUGCUGCUCAGGGUCGAUACGAGCUUAGGAUUGACAUGAGGGAUGGACAGGAAUCAGUUUAUGCCAAUUAUGACAAGUUCUCCAUUGGAGAUGCAAGAAACCUCUACAAGCUCAGGAUAGGAGAAUACAAUGGCACUGCUGGUGACUCUCUGAGCUACCACCAGGGCCGGCCCUUCUCUACAAAAGACAGAGACAAUGACAUUGCUGUCACUAACUGUGCCUUGUCUUAUAAAGGCGCCUGGUGGUACAAGAACUGCCACCGGGCCAACCUCAAUGGCAAAUACGGCGAGUCCAGACACAGCCAGGGUAUCAACUGGUACCACUGGAAAGGCCAUGAGUUCUCCAUCCCCUUUGUUGAGAUGAAGAUGAGGCCGUACAAUUUCCGUAGCAUCAGCAACAAGAGGAGGCGGUCUGCUCCUGUAUAAAGAGCCACCUCCAUCCAGUCCAGAGUCAUGGAUAAAUGGAGUUUGGAUGAUGUUUAGUGUUGACUUUCUGCUAUUUGUGUGCCUCACUGACAGUAAAGGCAGGCUGGAAUAAAAUGUUGCCAGAGCUUGUGAGGCUGCAAGAUAAGCUAAGCUACUAAUAUUUUAUUUUAUUGAAAAAUAAUAUAUUGAUACAAGAUCAUCAUCAGAAGUUGUUCCAGCUAUGGAUGCAUUUGUAAAAUAGCAGAGAGGCUGACACUAUGUCCAAACUCUGUUGAUCUCAGCACCUGCCCCGCGUCAGCUGUCUUUCCCUGCUGUACUUCUACCCAGAAGACACUGUAUGUAAUUUAUUAAUCACUCUGAAUGACAAUGGUUCUGUUUGCUGUAAAAAGAAAAAAUAGGAAAGGCAAACAAGAUGCUUUUGUUUUACUUUAAUCUGUGAUUUGCCUUUCCCUGGGAUGCGAGGAAAUGUGCUCAGAAACGCCCUCAAGAGUGGGAGCUAGCGCUAUUUUAACCGUUACAAAAUAACACUUUUAACUCAAAAUAAACUGUAUAUGCCCUUAAAAUCCUUAACUGUAAUAUAUAUAUAUUUUUAUAACUGAUGUUGUGACAGAGUCCAUUUAUUUGAUAUAAUUUGAUGCCUUCAUUUUUGACUCUUAAGUCAUAUAAAUGUAAUGACAAAUAAUGGACAUUAGUUCAAAUUAACAUUAAAAAUCAAAGCUGUAGAUCCAGAAUCAUCCUCAACAAUGCUCUGCACCAGCAACAGCUUCAUUGCAUUUAUUCUUAUUUAUUUUCUGUUUGCUGUUGAGUACAAUAUACUUUCUUUUAGUUACACAUAGAACCAGUUAGUCAUCAAAACUAAACUUUAUUAUUAUUGGUAGCCACCCUGAGACAGUAUUUGCACUGAGAGUGGGAACACGGCAAAGCUAUUCAUAUUUUUUUUUUUUUUUUCUAAUUUCUGUAAAUGGACAUUUAAUAUUCCCUUAUUUAAUUACAAAGCCUAUUACAAUCAUUUAGUCAGUGUUUCAUUCGUGUUGUAGGUGCUGUGAUUGCUUGCAGAGAUGGUGCUGACAGACACAAGAUUUAACCAAAGAUCUGCUUGGUAAAAACUGGGCUUGCUGUUUGGAAAGAUGCACGUCAGCCCUGUCACCAAAAGCCACUGCAGCAGCUUUUCUCUGUAUCAGUAGAGAUCCGCAAUUCAAGGCUUUUCAUAAUUAGCACACCCUCCAGCCAUCAUUUUAUGCAGUGUGAUCACUAAAUUAUGUGCAGCAGAAAAUGUAAGAAAGAAAGCAGGACAAACGGUAGGUGGAGUGAAUACUUGCUUCACAAUUUAAGCUCUUCAGUGAAACAACCAAAUCAGCAAACACUGCUUGGAAUGUUUUCUUUUUUCGUGGGGCAGGCGUAAUCUGCUGCAUGCCUACCAAACGUGUUGUUCCCAGCGUGGCACAUUGUUCAGCUCCGGUAAGCCAAAUGCAGUUUUCUGGAAACUGCUGUAAUCUUCCUACCAGAGUCUGAACAUAAACUACACACAACUAGCUGAAUCUGGUACAAUAAAAAGAAAGAAAAGCCACAAAAAUCAGUGUCACCGUCACUGCAAGCAACACUUGUUCUAAUAUAUUAUGUUCCAAUGCUCAUGUUUCCUUUCUGAUCAGCUGGAAAAUUAAUUUGGUUACUCUUAACUUUCAUUGAGGUGAGCCAGUUCAUCCAGCUCCUAUUACAUGACUCAAUGUUUUUUUUUUUCCUCUUUAGACUUGAAAACAUUAGAAACCUCCCCCUCUAUAAACUUCUAAUAAUAUAGUCACAUAGAUGUGAAGUUUAAAUUGUCUUUUGAUGUGUUCCCCCUUUAGAUACGAACUAAUUCAGAGAACCCUGUUGAGCAUUUCUGUUUUAACCACUGUAUUUUAACCACUGUUGUAUUGAAAGAUGGAUGAGGCCUACUGCAUGUUCACAUGGAAUGCAACCAAGAGCCUGGGAGUAAAAUAGCAAAUGUCCUGAACAUAGAUUUCAGUUUUAAUUGUAGUCAUGUUUCUUUGCUGAUCUGGGUGAAAGUGGAAAGUUGCUCUUGAAAUGGUUCAUAAAGUAGAAAAAUGUAAAUCAUUUUUUCAGGCUUCAAGCUUCAACACAUAACCUUUCUUGGUCUCAUUUAUGUUUCACUGUCAGAGUAUUUCAGACUCUCUCAUGCAAUAAAUUCCUGAUAUUGACUUAUAGUAGACUAGAUAAUUCUCUAUGUACUUAUUUCAUGAACUACUUAGAUGACUUUUUCCCCCUUGGUGGGUUUUUGUACAAAGUAACAAAGGUGAGGAAACGCUGCAGAAAAGGAACAGAAUGUCAUAUUUAUUGUGAGGAUAUCUUUCAUUGCAAACUACAAGGUGCUCUUAAAUCUUUUGAGAAGAGAGCUUUUGUUAUAUUUACAUUUAGUUUUUAUAAUUUAAAAAGAAAAGGAAUAAAACUCCUUUAAUUUAACCAUCAUUCAUUUUCAUUGGUUUGAAAUGCUCCCUUGCAUGGGUCAACUGUUAUUAUUCACUGCAUAUAUAAUUAAAGAAACUUAGUAAUAUUCUCUUUUUUUAAGGAGUUUUCUAAAAUUGUGCAAAUUUUUCAGUCUUGUCUUGAGACAUACCUCAAAUUACAGAGAAAAGAGAGCCUCAAAUAUGUUCUUGAUAUUAUGCAUAAUGUGAUGUUUUUCAUUUUAAUAUGAGACGUAGAGGUUUGCUGUUUUGGACAAAACAGGGAUGGAGGGAACAGAUUUGGCUGUAUUUAGUUUGUAAUGUGUUUUUCAUCAUGUAAAAUGUUUAGCCAUUUAAUGAAUUGUUGAAAUGAGUAUUUCUACUAUUAUUUAAAGUAAGACGUAGCCGCAGUGAACAGAAAACUUUCACAGUUUCCCUGUUUGUGCCGAGCUUCUUACAGGACUUGAAACAUGUCCUUAUUUGUUGAACUGCUUUUUAUUUUCCAGUUUCUCUGACUGCAGCCCCUCAAAGUACUGUAUCGAGAACAGCAUUUGUUUAUUUUUUAUUUUGUGGAAUUAAUUUCACUCUUUGAUUUACUGAGAAUCUGUAUCUGCAGUGAUCUGAAAUCCUGCCGGCAUGGAAAUGUACAUGUUGAUAAAAUGUGAUCUUGACUGUUUGAAAAGCUCUUACAAGCAGAAACUAAGGGUCUAUUGUUGGGUAACCUUGGAAAUUACUGUCAAAUUUAGCGCUAGUUUGACUUAAACAUGUACUAUAUAGUUCCUUUUUUAAUACAUUUUCUACAUAUUAAUAAAAUAUUGAAAUAGUCA